Molecule: messenger RNA, 996 nt
Organism: Lepus europaeus (European hare)
Lineage: Eukaryota; Metazoa; Chordata; Mammalia; Lagomorpha; Leporidae
Product: chymotrypsin-like elastase family member 3B
Exons: 9
Coding region: 1-996 (331 amino acids)
Biological process (GO): proteolysis
Molecular function (GO): serine-type endopeptidase activity
Source: RefSeq, a predicted model, not a curated record
AUGCUCCGGCUGCUGAGCGCCCUCCUGCUUGUGGCCCUUGCCUCGGGCUCUGGUCGCCUUUCCCCCCCCUCCAGCCGCGUGGUCAACGGUGAGGACGCGGUCCCCUACAGCUGGCCCUGGCAGGCCAUGGUGAUGUUUGAGCAGGACGGGGCCCUCUACUUCAUCUGUGGCGGGACCCUCAUCGACCCUGACUGGGUUAUGACUGCCGGCCACUGCUUCCCCUACACGGGGACCUACUGGGUGCUGCUGGGCGAGCACGACAUAACUGUCUCCGAGGGACCUGAGCAGUUCAUCCUCGCGGAGAAGAUCAUUGUGCACCCAGACUAUGAUGACAACGACGCGUCCAAGGGCAAUGACAUCGCCCUCCUCAAGCUGUCACACAGCGCCGAGGUGACAGAGGAAGUGCAGCCCGCCUGCCUGGCCCCCCGUGACUACAUCCUGCCCCAUGGGACGGAAUGCUACAUCACUGGCUGGGGCACCACCUCCACUGGCGGGUCAGUCUCAAGUAUUCUACAGCAGGGGCUGCUGCCCGUGGUGGACUACGCACACUGCUCCCAGCCGGACUGGUGGGGCUCCACUGUGAAGGAGAUCCAUGUGUGUGCUGGGGUGGACGAUGUUGCUGGCUGCUUUGGUGACUCCGGGGGACCCCUCAACUGCCCCGCAGCAGAUGGAUCCUGGCAUGUGCACGGUGUGGCCAGCUUCGUCUCCUCCCUCGGUUGCAACACUCCCAAGAAGCCCACGGUGUUCACCCGAGUGUCAGCCUUCAUUGAUUGGAUUGAGGAGCUGUUGGCUCUCAGCCUGCAGAUCUCAUCUCCUCAGAAAGUCCUCUGCUCCCCAAAGAUCCAAAAGAACAGCUCCCACCCGCUCAGCACAGCCUCUGAGGUUCGCCUUGAAAGGACGUGGAAGAGAGGGCUGGCCGCCUGCUGCCUGGACUCGGUGGCCCUGCUGGUGCACUGCGCUCUCCACACGGGGCAGCGGGCACCGGCCGUCAAGUAG